GCGCAAGCCCGUGGAGCUGAUGUUGAGUUCCCACCAUGGGUAGUACGAUUGUCGCACAGCCGUCCACGACAGUUCCCGGAAUCGGUGAUGCGACGUGGCGAAAUGGUCAUACCUCUUCAGUAUGGAACGAAUAAGUGCGCUAGUCAGAAAGGAAUGACACCGUACGGCUUGGCACGUCAGAUCAAACCUGAUCCAUCGGGAUGA
This is a messenger RNA of Cooperia oncophora, 204 nucleotides long. Lineage: Eukaryota; Metazoa; Nematoda; Chromadorea; Rhabditida; Trichostrongylidae. The record is from the annotation of a GenBank genome assembly.